GACAGAUUACCUUCUGAUCACUCGCCCACCACGCACAUUUGUGAAUUUAUUGAAUUGCGACUUGCGUUGUGAUGGUGAUAUUCGUGUUAUUUCCCUAUUAUUCGUGAGUGGAGCAAUCAAACAGAAUUGCUAUUACCUCAAAUCCACACGCCAAUACUCCACUUGUUUCUAAGACUGACUACAACAACAACAUUACGAAAGUGUUCUAAGAUCUGUAACAGAAGUUUUUCUCCAAGUUUAUUUAUCGAAGAAAGAAAAAGAAUAAUGGCAGAACAAAGUACUGAUAACGCUACCAGCGAAGUGGAGAAUAAUUAUUCCACUCCAGCAAAUGAUCCUAAAAACAUGCAGGAAGUGACUCAAUACGUACAAUCACUUCUUCAAAACAUGCAGGAUAAGUUCCAAAGCAUGUCAGAUCAGAUAAUAAACAGAAUAGAUGAAAUGGGGACAAGAGUGGAUGAACUGGAGAAAAAUAUCACAGACCUCAUGACCCAGGCCGGGGUGGAGAAUGAAAAGUAAUGAAAGCUUCCUUGUUCAACCAAAGGGUUGAAAUAAUCAUCUUUUGUUAAU
This is a messenger RNA of Ostrinia nubilalis (European corn borer), 567 nucleotides long. Its product is annotated as heat shock factor-binding protein 1. The transcript is spliced from 2 exons. Gene Ontology annotation, molecular function: transcription corepressor activity. NCBI's taxonomy places the organism in Eukaryota, Metazoa, Arthropoda, Insecta, Lepidoptera, Crambidae. The record is from RefSeq and is a predicted model, not a curated record. Gene Ontology annotation, cellular component: nucleus; cytosol. Bases 265 to 516 code for a protein of 83 amino acids. Gene Ontology annotation, biological process: cellular heat acclimation.